Mizuhopecten yessoensis (Yesso scallop) is the source of this 2698-nucleotide messenger RNA. Its product is annotated as thymocyte selection-associated high mobility group box protein TOX-like. Gene Ontology annotation, cellular component: nucleus. NCBI's taxonomy places the organism in Eukaryota, Metazoa, Mollusca, Bivalvia, Pectinida, Pectinidae. Bases 321 to 1703 code for a protein of 460 amino acids. The transcript has 12 exons. Gene Ontology annotation, biological process: regulation of gene expression. The record is from RefSeq and is a predicted model, not a curated record.
CGACUAUUGCCCGAGAAUAACAGUAUUAUACCGAGUAUAUAUAAGUAAUGCAAUUUUAACGAAUUUUAACACGGUUAUCAACUAACUUUGGUCUAAUAUAAGGUAUACGCGUCUGUUAUUUAAUGGGAUAGUCCAACUGUUAAAUGUACAUAUAGUGUAUACACAACGCUCCGGACUAGUCGGAAAACUUUGAGUUGGGACAACGGCCGGUGCUCGUAUUUAUUUGACGUAAACAGUUUUCUGUCCGAGAGCAGAAUGUAGUUUAAAUACCUUUACAAUCUGUGUACUGUGCUGGUACAGAGAAGAUCCUCAACAUCAUUAUGGAUCACCAUGAGAUGUUGAACAUAUCAGAUGGGAACUCUGCACACCACUCGGUCCUUACAGUAACUGAACCGGUGGUUAUGGAUGCUUUAGGACCCACAGUGAAGAGUGAACAAGGAGAAGCACUCAUCUCUACGACUACAGCUGCCACCCUUCUCCCAGAACAUGGAGGAUUGGUUCUGGUCGAAACAUCACGAGGGAAUCUGCUGCUGUCAGUGAAUGGUGAUACACUGGGUACUGUUAGCUACACAGAUGCUGACAUACAGGGGAGACAAAUCCUGACAACAGCAUUACCAAUGACAGGGAUUCUAACACAGAGUGGCUUGGUUGAGUCCCAGGGAACUACUCUGCUCAUCAACCAACCACCUACACCAGGAGAGGGAGUCGCUGUUUGUGAGGGCACAUAUGACACGUCAGUAAACACACUCCAGACUGACCAACUCCUGACCUCUAAGUCCACACAUCCCAGUACUUCACCCAGUAGUGACCAGUCAGCAGAAAAGAAAAGGAGAGGUGGUUGGCCAAAGGGAAAGCGACGCAAACCUGCUCCUGACUUCAACACUCCUCGGGCACCUGCUUCUGGGUAUUUGCUGUAUGCUAUAGAGCGUCGACACGAGAUCAAGGGGAGUAAUCCAGAAAUACCAUUUUCGGAGGUGACCAAGAUUCUGGGCCAGGAAUGGUCUAACAUGCUGGCAGAGAAAAAACAGAAAUACCUGGACGAGGCAGACAAUGAUAAGAAAAGAUACAAAGAAGAACUGAAGACUUACCAAAGCACAGUCAAGAAAAAGAAAAUGAAGGCUGGCAUCAGAGGAGAAGAUGGUGGCUGGGAGACGGAGGAAAACUACUCUCAACUGAUGUCUGUAGACAUGGAGGAGGAUGGCCUGAAUGAUCUGUACUGCAGAAUCUGUGACAAGUACUUCAGCUCACUACACAACAAAAAGGAACACAUGUUAGGGCGACAACACGUUCAGAACAUGGCAGGUGAGAUGCAGAAAGAGAUGAUCAGUGCUUCUCAACCUUCGACUCUAUCACCCACACAAAGAACCGUCCCACCUGAUCUGGGUACUGACAGUAACCAUUCAGAUGGCCUCCCAGUAGGUGAAAAGGAGUCUCCACCCCUAGAUAUUGGCGGGUUUAUACAGAACUUUAUACAAGACAAUUAUGAACGGGAUCUUGAAUUACAAGAAAUAAGAAAAUCUUUAAAAAAUAUGCAAGAAGAAAACCUUUCUCUUUAUAAGCAAAUAAAUGAAUUGAAGAUCUACCAGACUAAGUUGGAGGACGAUAUGGCCAAUAAUAAGGCUAUCAGUGCUAACCUCUCCUCUCAGACAGACACUCUUAAAAUGGUGCUGACACUCUUUGGCGUCAUCAACUUCCAGGGCUGAUGACUUUACUCAUGUCAUCAACUUCCCGGGCUGAUGACUUUACUCAUGUCAUCAGCUUCCAGGGCUGAUGACUUUACUCAUGUCAUCAACUGCUUGGGCUGAUGAUUUUAUACUAGAAGAUGUCACUGAAUUCCCAGGAUGGUGAUUGGUGAAUUGAAGAGGAUUUUUUGUUUUUUCUUGUGUCAUCAGUUUCCAUGUCACAUUUUCUGUGAGGGAGAUCAUUGGCAACUUACUAUUUUCAGUGUAUUUCUGUAUCUUCUGUAAAUGCUGUUGACAUCAGUUUCCCAAAAACUGUCGUAUUUUGUCGUUCAAUGUCAUCAAUGUUCCAGCUGAAUCUGAAUAUGCCGACACCAUCCGAUGUUUUGGAUUUAUUCAGAUACAACUGAGAAAAAACUGGUAAGUUGCCAAUGAUCUCAUGCACUCUAUGAAUCUAACCGUGUAAAUUGUUUUGUUUCUCUUAAAGAAAAAUACAACAUGAUAUUUAAUGGCCAAGGCAUUGUGAUAUUGAUAAAAAUAGAGCACAUCUUUUAUUAUCAAUUUCUUAUCAGUUAUAGCGAGAUGUAUUAGUUAAAAUGAUGAUAAUGUUAACAGAUCUAAUUGGCCAAACCAUAGUGUGAUAACCUCAGAAGUAAUCAGGUCUGCUUUGGGAUAAAACACGGGAAGAGUUUUGUUUUGUAUGCAUAUAUGAACGAUAUGUGUUAAUAUCCAUGUAUUGAAAAGAACAAACAGGAAUGAAUAAAUAAUUAUGAAAAGAAUGAGUGGAUGAAUAUAAUUAUAUAAACGAAUGUAUGAAUGAACAUAAAUAUUUAAAUGAUUAAAGGUGAAAUAAUGAAUACCAUUAUGAAUGAUUGGAAAUGGCUGCAUGACCAGAUGGAUAGAUGAAUUACAUACUUAUAUGUAAAUGGAUGGCUGAAAAAAUGGUAUAGGAAAUGAAAAUGGUUUAUGUAUCUAUUUAAGUUUGAAUGAGUUGUUGUCUUGAUGUAAUAAAAUCUAUU